AUGACAACAACUUUAAACCAAGCUUUAAAAACCCACUUUGGGUUCGAUACCUUCAGGUGUAAACUACAGGAAGAUGUUGUCAGAGCGGUCCUCAGAGGUGACAGGGAUGUGUUUGUGUGCAUGCCUACUGGAGCAGGAAAGUCCCUGUGCUACCAGCUGCCUGCACUUAUGGCUGAAGGUAUUACUUUGGUUAUAUCCCCGCUGAUCGCUCUCAUUCAGGACCAAGUGGACCGCCUGAAGAGUCUGAACAUCCCUGCCUGCUCCAUCAACUCCAAACUCCCAGCAGGCGAGCGCCGUCUGAUCCUGGCUGACUUGGGGAGCGGCAGCCCCAAGCUGAAGAUGCUCUACAUCACUCCGGAGAUGGUGGCCUCGCCUUCCUUCCAGCCCUGCCUGACUGACCUGUGCUCCCGCGGCCUGCUGUCCUACCUGGCUGUGGACGAGGCUCACUGCGUGUCCCAGUGGGGACACGAUUUCAGGCCGGACUACCUCAAACUGGGUGUGCUGCGUGCUCGCAUCCCCGGGGUCCCCUGUUUGGCCCUGACAGCGACAGCACCCAAGAAUGUACAAGAGGACAUUGUUGAGUCCCUGAGACUGCGCUCGCCGCUGUCUUUUGUUUCACCUGUCUUCCGCAGUAACUUGCACUAUGAUGUGAUCUUCAGGGAGCUGCUGCCAGACCCCUACGUCCACCUCCAUGCCUUCAUUAAGAAGGCGCUGGGACUGGACAGCGGGUCUGAUGGACAGGGUUGUGGGAUUGUGUACUGUCGGACCAGGGAAGGCUGUGAAACUGUGGCUUACCAGCUGACCAAGCUUGGAGUCUUGGCCAAGGCUUAUCAUGCAGGUCUUAAGGGAGGAGAUCGCACAGAGGUCCAGAAUGAGUGGAUGCAGGGGAAGGUGCUGGUUAUUGUAGCCACCAUCAGCUUUGGUAUGGGAGUAGACAAGGCCAAUGUCAGAUUUGUAGCUCAUUGGAACCUGGCAAAGUCCCUGGCCAGUUAUUACCAAGAGUCUGGGCGAGCUGGGAGAGACGGGCUGCCCUCAUCCUGUCGCACAUACUACUCCCCGAGAGACAGGGAGCAAAUGAACUUUCUCAUCCGCCAGGAGGUUGGCCGCAAACAGGAAAAACGCGGCUCUGCGAAGGAGACCGAUAAAGCAGCCAUUACAGACUUUGAAGCCAUGGUGUCGUUCUGUGUGCAAGAAUCUUGUCGUCAUGCCACCAUCUCCAAGUUCUUUGGGGACAAGACACCCAACUGUGCAGGCGCCUGCGACUUCUGUCGUAACCCUAAAGCUGUACGAGCCCAGCUGGAGAAGGCGACUGCACUCAGCACAAAGACUGAAGCUCAGGGGAAAGGGCCCACGGGACCGUUCGGUUUCCAGCCGGGUCUCUAUGAAGGAGGAAGGAAGGGCUAUGGCUUUGAAAGGUAUGAUGAAGUGGACGGGGGUAGUAGUGAGGAUGAUGGCACAAAGAGGAAAAAGGACUUUUCUGACUUAUUCAAGAAGCAGAUGAACAUGCGGAAGGGAACUGAGGGUCCGAGGGAAGACUUUGUUCCUCCAGACGCUGACUGCCCACUCAGAGAGGCCAGCAGCCAGAGGAUCCCCAGGCUCACUGUGAAGGCCAGAGAGCACUGCCUGUGCCUCUUGCAGGAAGCAUUACAUGGCCACCAGGGGGCAGAAGACGCAUUCAGCUGUGACACCCUGUCUUUAGCGGUGGAUAUCGAACACGAGGUCUUCAAGAGCUGCAAGUCUUCCAACUUGUACAAAGCCGCUGUCUUAAAGAGGGUGUCGGAGAUGAAGAAAACAGCAACUGCUUCAACCGGAGGAGAAAAAGGAGAAAGUGACAAGAUUAACAGCAGUGGUGAAUCCGGAGAAAGUGAGUCGAAACUCAAAGAGGACGCACCUUCCUCCUCCUCCUUUUCUGAGGCGCUGCAGGGGUUCACAUCUGCCUCUGAGAUCUACUCGAUGAAGCGUAAAAGGGUAGGGGCAGGCCUGAGGGGCUCAUCCAACCCCUUCCUGACAGCGAAGGAUCUGCUGAAGCAGGACACUGUGUCUUCUAACAAAGGGACAGAGAGCGGUGGAUUUUACAGCGACAGCUUAGGAGGUCCUGGAGAGACGAACACAGAUGCAUCUCUGGCUGUAACGUCAUCCAUCAGAGCCAGAGCGAGUGCCGUUGCUGCCUCCCUCAACAGCCCCGCGAAGGGCGGCAGAGCCAUGAGCAAGAAGCAGCAGAAGCUAGCGGAAGCGGCAAAGAGUUCCCGCAACAUUUUCCAGUACUUUACGAAAAAGCAAACGACAGAGAAAAGCCCGAAGGAGGAGGCAGAGGAGGGACUUGAUGCUACGUUGUCUCAUGCUACCACAGUGGUCCCUGAAGAUAACAGUAGCCAGCAGGAUGACUCCGCUGUCACUGUGGAGGCUGUACAGAUCAGUCCUGUGGACUCAGAGAUUGAGGAAGUGUUUCAAGAAGAAAGUAAAACAAAAGUAAUAAUUAUACCCGAUGAUGAAGAGGGGGAAAUCCAUAAAACAGAGAUGAUGGAGCUUGAACGUGUGCCAGACACAUCGAAUGAGUCCACUACGGAACAAAACAAACCAGAAGAAGAAGCUAAAGAACCCCUAACAGCAGGGCUUACAGAUGUGAAAGUGGACAGAGAGUCUUCUCCUCCAGCGAAGCGCAGACGCCCUGCAGACGCCCGCAACCGAAGAGUAACCUUCAACCCCAACGUGCAGGAGAGGGCCCUGCACCCCGUUAAUGAGCCGCCCAAGCCUGUGUCGCUGAAGGAGGCAGCUGACAUUGUGGUCCGCUACCUGGACCCCUUUUACACUCAGGGAAAGUUCGCCACCAAGGAGCUGUUCAAGUCCUUCGCCCGCUACUUGUCUCACCUUCUUGCAGAGGGGAGGAGUCGGGGGAAAGGCCAAGUUAAAGUGGAAGCCAAGGCUCUCAUCAAGAAAUUCUUCAGCACAGUCAAGCGCUGUGAGAGCGAGGCGGACUGGAAGCACCUUAAAAGAUCGCACAGCUGUAAAACCACAGAGAACACUGAGUGACGGGAAGGGAAAUGUAGCCAUUUUUAGGGUCAGACCCUUCCUCUUUGUCAGUGCCUAAGCUUCCCUCGUCCCAGUGAUCUCAGGCUUCGCCACAGACGCCUGCCGACCAGGUUUAUGUUUAAUUUGCUGCUAGAGUUCUGCUUUUCAGGCUUGUUGCUGCUACAGUAACUUAUGUCAAUAAUUAAGCAAUAACAUGUGGACUGUUAAAGCCUGAGAGAGCAGAGGUAAAACUGUGCAUACUGGUGUUCUUUAUGUUUCAGCCCAUUUACUGAAGAGUGUGUACACUUCACAUUCAUUUAUUGAUUUCACUACAGUUUUAAACUUUACUGGUGCUGCACUCAUUUCUUUUCAUCUCAGGCUGCAUGUAAACCUAAAACAUGUUCCAACUCUCUGCAAGUUGAUUUUCAUAUUGAGAUGAGAUAAAUGGAAAUCAAAGACCUCUUGGAAUUACCAAGACUAUGACGCUACGGUCAUGCUAUUAGCUCUGUGAGGCAGUUACCGUGAGCCAAAUGCUAACAUCAGUAUGCUAACAUGCUCGCAGUGACAGUGCUAACAUUACACCUAAUGUUCAGCAGGUGUAACGUUUAUCAGGUGCACCAUUUUAGCUUAGCGUGUUGGCAUGCAAACAUUUGCUAGUUGACACUAAACACUAAAGCGUACAGCUGAGGCUGAUGGGAAUGUCAUUAGCGUUGCAGGUGUUAAAUAAACGGUGUCGCACAAUAUCAAAUCUUUUGGCCUGACUGCCAGGUGGAAGGUUAAGGGAUCACCAAGGUCAGUAGGGUCCAUCCUCUGGGGACCAUUUACGUUCGCAAUCUAUCUAAUAGUUGAUGAAAGUGAUGGACCAACCAACAUACCAACGGACAUUUCCAUCCAGAGCCGCACAGCACGGUUAGAAACGCACUGUGGAGAUGGUUGACAGUAAUGUGAGGAAUACAUCGUUUGCAGUAAAUGGGGAUAAAACAUUCAAAAACACUGGAAUGAUGUUUUAAUAUUUGACAUAAACCAGGUCCUGUGUUGCGGGAGCCUAAUGGACACUGCUUUUUUUUUUACUGCUGCUACAUAUGUUGUCUUUGGCUGCUGGGCUGUGUUUUUUCUUUGGUGUUUGUGUUUUCUUUUAUUUAAAACUAAGUUCAGUUUUGUCUGGUUCGUGUCUCUUGCAGAAUGAUGUUUUUCUGUUUGUUUUUUUAAUGUUGUGUUUUACAAUGAGGGAACGGUUCUUCAGUAUUAGUGCCUGUCGGGGCUGUGAUGGGCCACAGUUUCUGUCUCCACAGUGAAGAGGCGACCCAAAGAGUACUUGAAGCACUGAUGGACACAGAGGUCUGGACAGCCAUAGUCUAUCUUCUCUUUGCUCCUAAAUGUUUACAAUAAAGUCUGUGGUGAGUAGGAAGAGACCGGCCACAGUGUGAGACCUUUA
Messenger RNA from Morone saxatilis (striped sea-bass), 4444 nucleotides. RefSeq names its product RecQ helicase-like 5 (gene recql5). Gene Ontology annotation, biological process: double-strand break repair via homologous recombination. Bases 1 to 3030 code for a protein of 1009 amino acids. Lineage: Eukaryota; Metazoa; Chordata; Actinopteri; Moronidae. Gene Ontology annotation, cellular component: cytoplasm; chromosome. The transcript is spliced from 19 exons. The record is from RefSeq and is a predicted model, not a curated record. Gene Ontology annotation, molecular function: 3'-5' DNA helicase activity; nucleic acid binding; four-way junction helicase activity.